Mizuhopecten yessoensis (Yesso scallop) is the source of this 2973-nucleotide messenger RNA. RefSeq lists its product as uncharacterized. Gene Ontology annotation, molecular function: serine-type endopeptidase activity. Lineage: Eukaryota; Metazoa; Mollusca; Bivalvia; Pectinida; Pectinidae. The coding region runs from base 317 to 1699 and encodes 460 amino acids. The record is from RefSeq and is a predicted model, not a curated record. The transcript is spliced from 13 exons.
CACAGAAGUGAACGUCAACACUACAUCGGAACAUGUGUUACCAAGCGAGAGUGUUACAAUAAGGUUUACAUCUGAUAGUUCUCAGAGUCUUCGAGGUUUCAAGCUUUCAUAUUCUAUCACAGGUUGCCGGAAGAUAACCGACACAUGCACAGGAAGGUCAAGUGUAAAGUUAAAUGCCACAUCAACAGAACAGUUCAUUACUUCACCAGGAUUUCCUGAUAACUACGCAGAUAAUCUGAACUGCUACUGGAUAAUUCGGAACACUGCUGUUUGCGGACUGAUACGUAUUGAUGUCAAAUACAUUGCAUUUGAAUGGAUGUUCGACAAACUUCGAUUUCGAUACGGUUCGGCAGGCAUCACAGAAGUGAACGUCAACACUACAUCGGAACAUGUGCUACCAAGCGAGAGUGUAACAAUAAGGUUUACAUCAGAUGAAUCUCACAGUCUUCCAGGUUUCAAGCUUUCAUAUUCUAUCACAGGCUGCACAUGUGUGAGCACAUCAGGUUUAGAUGUCAAAGCUACGUACACAAGGAAGUACAUCACCUCGCCUGGGUUCCCUCGUGCCUACCAUCACAACACCAUGUGCAGAUGGAAUAUCGCCACAUCAACUGCCUGUACUCUGCUACGGUUAGAAACAAUUGUUGUUGAGACUGAGGAUCGUUUGGACACCCCUACUAUAAAGUACGACGGAGGACUCCCAGAAAAGAUCUCAAACAAAACGUAUUAUAUCCCUAGUAACAGGUCAGUCCUACAAUUUAAAACGGAUGGAUCAGUAUCAAAACGAGGAUUCAACAUGUCAUACCAAGCUGAAGAUCUACACAUAGCUAAGAACUCUUCAGUAUUUGGAUGCAAAGACUCCCAGCUUCUAGCAGAGGCGAGGUCAAAAUACGUUUUCUCGUCGAACUACCCGGAAAACAGCAUGGAUACAGACUGUAACUGGAUGAUCUUUGCCGCUGAACCCUGCACUACGACAGGCACUGUCAAUGGCAGCAGAUUAUCGAUUGUAGUGGAGGAAUUCAAAUCCAACGGAUCUUCUCCCAUCGCUAUUUUUCAAGCUCAAUCAAGAGGUAGUAUAACUAUCCACGUGCCACAGGAAUCAAGUCUAGUUGGACAGCCAUUGGACUUUUAUGUUCUCGCAGAAGAAUUCGUUUUGAUUACAGUUCGCCACAUCGGAGAGAGCUCUGUAUUCAAACUCUCCUAUCAAAUAACGGAGCUUAAAGCUGAAACGGAACACCAAAGCGAUGAUACUUUACUGAUCGCUUUAGCCUCAACGAUUUGUAUUGUCUGCAUUGUCACUGUCAUUGUGCAUAUAGUAGUCCGUCUUUACUGCCGUAAAAGGUCCUCACAGACAAAACCGAGCGAUACCGUCAAAUUUCACAACGAAGGGAAAGUCAAAACAAAGCGACCAUACGUCGACAUGGGCAUACGAGAUCACAGCGAGAAUGGAAACCAACGAGAGACAAGUAGUACCGGUGACAUCUAUGAGGAUGUAGGCAACGCUGAAGAUCUUGGAGCUAACAAACAAGACUAUUAUUACAUAGAUACGCCUGGAGCAGAAAAUGAACAACAUAGUGACAUGUAUAUUAAUACUGAUACCAUCAAUGUCGACCAUGAACCAAGUGUUUCCAUCCGUAAUGAUGGCGAUGAAGAUGUGUACGAAGAAAUUGACAUUCCGUCUACAAGUCGCCUUAACAGUUGAGAGGGGUGUUCAGUGUUGUUUUUAAAAUAUAGUGUAUAUAAUUAUGAUUGCCAUACUUCCUGUAUGGAACCUAUUACCAUAUAGCGAAAGGUUUAGGACCAUUUUCCCAUUGCACUGGAAAUUUUCAUGUAUACAGUAGCAUCCCCCUUGGUAACAAUAAGAACGCUGCUGUUGAUUGAUUAUAUUUCUAUUAAAAAGUCCAACACGGUGUAUGUGUUGGUUUCUUAACAAAAUAACUUCUAAAAGCUAUAGGCACCUGGCACGGCAUUCCCCCCGGUCACAUUAUACUGACAACGGGUGAACCGGUUACGCCUUCCUAUUGAUGCUUUAUUGUAACUUUGUUGAAAUGUCAUAUAACGCUAUUUAAGCAUUCCUGUAUAUAAUAUUACUUAAACGUGUCUUAAUAUUUGUUUCUCAUGCUGUUGUCAGAAAUGUUAAGAGAAAGAUUCUUUCAUAAAAUAAUUACAUCUAGACAGUUGGUUUUCGCUUGAUGUGACUAAAUAGAUUAUCUUAAAUGAAAUGUUAUUGAAAAAUGAUGAUGUAUGUAAGAUUUUUUAUUGAGCAUUUAGAUUGCAUAUGAUUCAUACAAUAUACUAAUAUGAUUAUAUUUACAAAGUCGAAAAGUAUUUAAUGUUUUUGUAUCUAUUUCUUUUAUCUCACCUAGUCCGAAGCAGCUGUGUAGAGCAUCCUUGGACAACGGGUAGUCAAGUUUGGGUAAACAGAGAGUGUGCCCCCCCCACCCCCUUGGUGCAGAGGGGUUCAGCCCAAUAGGGGAAAUUCAGGUUUUUAACCAAAUUAGGUCCAGAGCAUCCUUUGGCAUAGGGAAUGUCAGGUUUAUAUAAGCAAAAGGUGUGGCUAUGGGGAGGGGCAGCAGGGCGGGGCACAAUACAGGAAUUUGAGGUUUAAAAAAAACUCCAUUUCAUGGAAGCAGAAAGGAGGAACCUAAUGUGGGACGGGUGUUGCUGAGAGACAGAGUCAAGAUUUGGAAAUAGUUGCAGUAUUAUAUGUAAUAAGAAUAAUGUUUAUGGUAAUACGGCAUUGGUUACAUGGAAAAAAAAUAGUUGGUUGGCUCGCCCCUUUGGAUCCUCUCAUAACAUGUGUAGAUAGAAGUAGUUUAUCCAUAGUCUUUGAUAAUCAAAUGCAAUAAUAUGUUAAAGUAUGUUUGUUUACUUUUCAAGGAACGAAAAUGGAAUAAGAUAUUUCAAAGUUUUCUUUUGCUUUUAUACUUAGAUAUUUGUUUAGAUAUAGAUAUUUGUAUAGAUAAAAAGCAUGUU